Molecule: messenger RNA, 2544 nt
Organism: Anthostomella pinea
Lineage: Eukaryota; Fungi; Ascomycota; Sordariomycetes; Xylariales; Xylariaceae
Source: the annotation of a GenBank genome assembly
AUGGCUGAAGCUGUAGCCUUCGGCGCCAGUGUUGUGGCCUUCAUCCAACUAACCGACCGCGUCAUCAGUCUCUGCAAGCGGUGCAUAGAUGCAGCAAGGGAAGGUGGUCCAGCCGAACUUCGCUCUAUCUUUAUCGAAACGACGGCUCUCAAGUCCAUCCUUGAGAACCUACAGUUCCUACAUGGAGCCGACAGCCAGUUUCCCCAGGAUAUCCAAGCGCAGACUGCCCCGCCUAUGCAAGGUUGCCAAUCAGCAAUCCAGAUGCUAGAGAAUGAGCUGGCGAAAUUGUCUAUCUCGCCUGAUGGGCUGACAUCUCCGAACGCGCCCUCUAAACGAGAGAUAAAACACCAGGUCCUCAAGUGGUUGGAACGGACAAACCCCUCUCCUCUACAUAACCAGUCUCGUCAACUCCAUGAGGAUCACACGGGUCAAUGGAUGUUGCGAAACCAGGAGUGGCAGAAGUUCCGAGAAGGACAUUCACGCUCUUUAUGGAUUCAUGGUAUCCCUGGUGCUGGGAAAACCAUUCUCUCAUCAUACCUGAUUGAGCAGCUACAGCAACAACAACCCUUGGGCGUCUCUCGAUAUGGGUGUACCUACUACUAUUGCUAUUUUGGCCACAACCAAGAUGAAACCGAGCCACUCCUUAGAUGGAUCAUCGUUCAACUCUGUCGGCAAGCAAGCAAUUUCUUGCCUCAGGGGCUGGCCCUUGCGCAUGAAAGGAGCCUCGAGCCAACUUGCGAGCAGCUGAUGGAUUACAUUGCCAAAGUUCUCGAUCAGUUCGACGUCGCAUUUCUAGCAAUCGACGCAGUGGAUGAGAGUAAGCCGGUGGAGAAACUCUUAUCUGUUCUGGAAAUCCUCGGCACCGACCUCCGAUACGAAAAACUGAAACUGCUCAUCACGAGUCGCAAAUACGUCGAGAUCGAGUGUUGUAUGGCAAAGUUCUCUGUGCCUGUGUCCAUGUCGGACUCAGAAGUAGAAGAGGACAUCCGCCUAUACGUAAAUUCUACCCUCAAAGCAGAUUCCAAGUUUCGAUGGCAUACCCAGUCCCUACGCACCGAAGUCGAAAAAGCGCUGGCCAAAGGAGCUAAAGGAAUGUUCCGUUGGGCUGUCUGCCAGAUUGACAUACUCCGGAGGCUUAGACACCCUUCAGACAUCAGAAGAGCUUUAGCGGCGCUGCCGGAAACACUCGAUGAGACUUAUGAACGAAUUCUAUCAUCGAUCCCGGGAAGGGAUCGAGACUUCGUCCGGGAAGUACUCGAGACUCUCGCUGUGCAAAGCGGCUACUCAGACGUGAGCCACAUUCGCGAAAUCUGCGGAUGUCUUGUGCGAAUCAUCAAUCAUGACGACAAUUUACCCGAUAAUGGCCAUGUUUCCAAUGAUGACCAGGUUUCUGAGGGUCAACUUGAUUCCGAAAGUAACAACAGCGCAAAGAGCAAGAACGCCUCUCCUGGCACCGCGACAUACGAGUCAGCCAGAGAUGUGAGCAACAACACAGAGGACAAGGUCCUUUUGGCACAUUACACCGUGAAAGAAUAUCUAUACUCAGAUCGAAUAAUACACAGUGAAGUGCCAGGGGUAUCGCUAUUCGCUGUUUCGGCGGAGCCUGCGGUUAGAAAAUGGAUAAGGACAAUUCUCGAAGUCAACAAGGCCUCCAAGUCUGGGUUGGAUAUCUUGCCCAUUGGUGUCCUUCAAAAUUACUGCCUCAGGGCCACCGAAAUAGUUUUGGGCACGUCAGAGGAUCUACUUCUGAAGUAUAGCGAUUUGGGUGAUCUCGCCGAAGAGCUGUACAACCCCUAUAUAGGCCAGCGCCCUGCGGUAGGUGCCGGUGCCGAGCCCAAGUCCGUCGCCCCAUAUAGCGAGAGUACCGCCGCUUUGUACGUUUUGGACGGUUAUCUCUACCUGGGGCUUGGAGCAAUGGCAGAACGGAAAAUGGAGAGUAUCAAAGCCGAGACGUUGGUAUCUACCCGGCUGGACAGAAUCGAUAUCGAUGAAAUUUCCGGAUGUUGGAUGGAGAGGCUGGAGGGAUCCCUAUUCUUCAAUAUGGGCACACCGCGAGAAAUGCGCCUUUUCGACCCUCAUGUUACGGACCUGCUGUUUACGAAACUUAUGCUCGAAGUUGACAGGGAGAUCCUGAUUGCGGCCUUCACGGCUAAUCACCUGAAUCUCUGUCCUCAUCACGACAUUAGAGACAUGCCAUGUUAUAUCCUGCAGGCCCUGGCGAUACCAAGGACUACCGUCCCAUCGGCAUGCUGGAUGACGCCAAUCCAACUCGCUGCCUACGCCCACGAUUAUUCCGCAGCGAAGAUGUUGUUAGAAGCCGGUGCGAACCCGAACGCUCUUGGCAGGCUAGGCAGCUUCAGAUCAGCAGAUGUCGAUCCCGAAUUGGGGGACGAGCUGGUAUUCACCAGCCCCCUGCGUAUCAUGAGGACCAGAAGAGCAUCCAUUGAGAAGGAUAAUGGUGUAGAGAUGGAGGAACUGCUGAUCAGCUACGGAGCACAAGACUUUGAGUCGAUGUACGAUUUACGAUUUAUUUUAACCAAUUAG